Dichotomopilus funicola is the source of this 2394-nucleotide messenger RNA. RefSeq lists its product as uncharacterized. The transcript is spliced from 2 exons. Bases 1 to 2394 code for a protein of 797 amino acids. The record is from RefSeq and is a predicted model, not a curated record. Lineage: Eukaryota; Fungi; Ascomycota; Sordariomycetes; Sordariales; Chaetomiaceae.
AUGCAUCGCCAGCUUCUAACCCUGCUUCGCCUGACAGUUCCGGGCCCACCCGCUGGUGUUUUGGGAGGCCUUGCUGCUGGCAGUCAAGAAGUGUCGUCCCCUCGUAACCCCAGCGAGUCCCACGACCACCAAUCCCCGAUAGCCCCCUUCUUCCAACGCCAACAACGGCCGCUUCCGCGCCGACAAGACGUCGUGACGCCCCAGCAAGACGACGGCUACGACAGCAACAACGACAACAGACCACCCACUUCAUCUUCCCAGCGGACCCUCCGCCGAACCCCCCGCUUCUCGGCCAGCCCCAGCCCGACCCCCAGCCCCCGGCCACUCGAUACCGCACCCCGCCGGGCCCAUCUUGAGGCAGCCACCGUUGGUAUUAGCCCGCCGCCUCACUUCACCACAGCUGGUGGCCCGGCGCAACAAGCAAGACCGGCUGCGCACAGCUUCCAAUCUUUCCGGCGACAGCUCUCCCAGGAGCUCAGUGACGAUCCCGAAGACAACUCCCCCGUUCUCCCGUCCCCAUUCGCUGCGAACCCACAAGACCCCUCUUCCGCAAGAACCUCGCCUUACCCGGCCGUCCGUCUUUCCAAGAACACCAAGAGCGCUAUCCUCUGGGCCCUCGAGGAAGCACUCCGACAACCGAAUCCUUUCUCUGCGGACCCCGUCGAGGAGAACGCUUCGAUGGCCGACCUUAUCGCCAGCGCCGGCGGGCCAGCCACCACCAACGGCCAUGCGCCAUCUUCCUCCCGGCCGACCGCACCACCUGCUCAGACCGGUUCUCCGUCACAGGCGAUCCGUGGCCCUCGUAUGAUCAUGCGCGAUAGGUUGGAGCGUGAAGCACGGCAGCGAGCAGAGCGCGAACAGCUAGAGCGCGCCCGCGCCGAGGAAGAGGCUCGCUUACUGGAAGAAACACAACGACGGGUGGCAGAACAGCAGCGGGCGGCUGCUGCUGCUGUGACUGCUGCUACACCGGACCUCGCCACGCAACGUCGGCAGCAACGGGCGCAAGAAGCCGCCGCACAAUCCUCACGAAUUCCAGGUGGUAUGCCUUCAUCCUCCGCACAACAACCCUCACCAAAUGUACAACCCCUACGCCCGACCCGUGUUCCCGCAACAUCACAACAACAGCAACCACAGAGUUUCCCCAACCCGCCCCAACAGAAUGUCAACAACCCUGCAAUUCCGCCGCAGACAGUCGACCCUUCUCAAGCCAUGGGCUCGGCACGUAUCAAGAACACGUUCCCCCAUGCGUUUGAGCGCUGGGAAGCCCUCUCAGCUCAUUGGGAGGGCAUGACGAGCUUCUGGCUUCGGCGGUUGCAAGAGAAUACGGACGAGGCCGAGCGCAACCCCAUCAGCACGCAACUAUCUCGCCAGGUUGCGGAUCUCUCCGCUGCCGGGGCGAACCUCUUUCAUGCCGUUGUCGAGCUGCAGCGUCUCCGUGCUAGUUCCGAGCGCAAAUUCCAGCGGUGGUUCUUUGAGACUCGCGCCGAGUUGGAGCGCAACCAAGAAGUCAAUGCCAUGCUGGAAGCCCAGAUGGAGCAAGAAAGGCAAGCGAGGACCGACGCCGUUCGCGGUGCUGCGCAACACGAAGCCGAGAAUGCCAAGCUCCAGAAGCUGGUGACCGAGAUGAGGCGGGAGCUGCACAUUUCCAAGGAGGAGGCCCGCCGCGCCUGGGAGGAGCUUGGCCGCCGUGAACAAGAAGAGCGUGACCGUACCAAUUCGCUCCAACAAGGCCAGCCCACCAUCGUCGGUGGAGUGCAAGUGGUCCCCAUGACGCAAAGCGCUCCGAGCCAUGCCUCCAGCCGGCACAACCGGUCCACUAGUCAAGCCGCAGACACCUCCGAUUAUGUUGCUGCUCAAGGAAGCCAGUAUCCAUCGUAUACCGCUGCGCCCCAUGUCCCAAGCGCGCCUACAGCCUCGUACAGCAUGCCGGAGUCGCCCGUGUCAGCCAGCGACCCCAGCGCUCGGUACUACCAACAACAGCAAGACUCCACCGGUCACGACGCGGGCGACUAUGGUGCGGGCUCUGAAGGCGGGUAUAGCGAAGGAGGCGAAUACAUGAUCGACUCGCGAGGCAACUACCUGACAGAUGAACACGGCAACAAGAUUCCCUUCCACAGCCCGUCCACUUCACCUAGCCGAGCUCGAAGGACAGACGCCGGCGCGGAGGAAUAUGACGACGAUACCCCUGUUUCGCAAGCACCGACUAGCUACCCCCCCUCUAGCUCGCAAUGGGCAGGCACGCACACCAACCCCACCCCCGAGUAUUCCGGCCAAGGCUUCGCCGUCCCUGGUUGGGAGACAAUGCCCCGACACCACCACCCAACCAGACUAAGCGACGUGAUGGAGGAAGAUGAGCGCAGCCGCGCCUCGGUGAGCCACGUGAGCCGCGCUUGA